AUGUUUAUUAGAAUGAAAUCCAGCCUAUUGGGUGCUUUGGGAUCAUUUGUUACUGUGGUGUUGAUGUAUCACAUUCUCCAAUUGAGCGCACGAGAGACAUACGUGAGGUAUCUGGAUUCUACAGAGCUGACCAACUACACACUACUAGAGUCGUUAUUUUCAGUGCAAUCAUAUCAGCACAAUUUGAUUGAACCUGAAAAUCCACCACUACUACAAAGCACUCCGACAACGUUAGACCUCCAAGCGUAUGAUUUGGACAAACUCAAGAUGGUAUUUACGAUACCCAUACCUUCCAACAUCAGUACUACUGUCAUUAUAAAGUAUGAUUCACUGCCACUUGCCACUGCUCAAUUGGAUGCUCUAUUACGUCAAUCAAUGUCACCAACGACCAUCUACAUGGUGUGUUCCGAAAAGGAAAGACCUGCAAUUAGCAACCUUAUACAAGAGAAGGAGCAGCAAUUCCGUAUCGCCAAUGUGAUCCAACCUGUCGUCAAGACAAGAGAUAAUACCACACCUUGGUACAGUCAAGUUCGGCAACACGACAUUGCUACUGAUUUUGUAGUUCUCCUGGACAGCAACCACGUCUUGCCUGGAAAAGAGUACAUUGAGUUUGUAAUUCGCCUAUUACAUUCAGCAACAUUCAGAAAUACACUUGUCGGCACUGAAAACAGCAACGAGUGCCAGCAAACAAACAACGCGCAUUACGUAAAGUUGAUACAAGAUGUUUGGGUGUUACGCAGAGAGUGGUUCUUGGCAUUGUUGUUGUCUCCAUCGUCUCCAGUAGGGGAUGUAUCAUUGAAUUUAUACCAGACAUUGCAAAUCCCAUCCAUUGUGAUACCAAGCGACGGUGCUUUGGUCGGAAACGCGAAUAGAAAGACCAACAGCUGUGUUGACACUUCUUUGUCUGAUACGAAUGUGGAUGGUGCAAUGGCAUUUUACAUGGAGAACCAUCCGACAAGUGCAAUGGAGGCUUUGAUGUGUCAAUUUGGGGCUCAACAGACGGUAUACAUGAUGACACAUUCAGCUCAAGUUCACCUUCCAGCAUGCUCCGCACAAAAGACCAAUGUGCAGCGUCAGAUGGUAUCCUCCAGAAAAGAGUUUGGCGCCAUGGUGAAUCAAUUGGAGGUGCAGGUUAUCAUCUAUCAGGAGAAUAACCAGGGGAUUUUGCACGAAACAGGCACAGCAACAAUGAUCCGCUUGCCUGCCUUUGAGCACUAUGCCGACAUGGCCUGGAUGACUACAUUGCCACCUGCCACACUCAAACAUUGGAAUACACCGUCAGUCAAGUUGAUCAUCACCACCUCUGGAAGCAAGAAAUCAGCACAGGUCAAACGGAUAUUUAAUUCAAUCAAGAAUGCAGACUAUUUAGGAGAUCAAGUUGACAUAUCCAUCUUGAUGGACGAAAAGAGUGAUGGAUUGACCAGCAAAUUUGUAAAUAACCUGCAGUGGAGCAUUGGCAGCAAGCAGAUUCGUCAUCGUAUAUCAACGGUGCAUCCAAUGCAAGUGUUUGCAGAGGCUUGGUAUCCGUCCAGCGACCACGAAUAUGCUGUCAUGCUAGAUGACCGCGUGGAACUAUCAAGGUCGUUCUAUAUCUGGAUAAAGUACAACCUGUUAAAGUACCGUUAUUCGCAGCAGCAAACAACAAACAAACACAUCUUUGGUGUCAGUCUCUAUUCACCACGCAUCAUAGAUACCGAUCCAUCUGGACGCCUCUUAUUGCAGUCCACCUCCUCCUCAUCGGCCUCCCCUUAUUUGAUGCAAGUGCCCUGCAGUUCUGGUGCUCUUUAUUUCCCUCAACACUGGCGAGAAUUUCACGACUACAUCACUGCACGAUUGACCGAUCAGGCCAUUGUCAAAAGAGGGUCUGGAAACAAGCAUCUGUUCAAGGAUUCCCUUCUGACGGUAUCCAAAACAAACCGAUGGAUCAAUUCUUGGAGAAAGUACUUUGAUGAGAUGAUUUACAUGCGUGGGUACGUCAUGCUCUAUCCCUCCAGUCAGUCUAGCUACUCGACACUGCACAUCAAUUGGAACAAGAAGCAAAAGGCCAUGUAUCCAUCAGUCGACUCAUUGUACAAUGUGCCUCUGAGCCGCACAUUGCCAGCCUUACUACCGGAUGCUCAAGAUUUGCCUGUGCUAGAUUUACACGGCAAGUCAUCGGAUAUCGCUACUCUGAUCAGCAAGGGACGCACAUUGCAACGCAAAUUUAGUGCGUGCGAGCCAAGAAACGACACUAGCCAGUACGAUGCCUCGGACAUGCUGUGUCCAUUCAAUCAAUUGAUUCAAAUACCUAUAGACGAGUCCAUUGAAAGUGUUCCUAUUCAAUCAGUGAACAUCUACAUGUAA
This is a messenger RNA of Mucor velutinosus, 2343 nucleotides long. RefSeq lists its product as uncharacterized. NCBI's taxonomy places the organism in Eukaryota, Fungi, Mucoromycota, Mucoromycetes, Mucorales, Mucoraceae. The record is from RefSeq and is a predicted model, not a curated record. Bases 1 to 2343 code for a protein of 780 amino acids. The transcript has 3 exons.